This is a messenger RNA of Drosophila gunungcola (fruit fly), 402 nucleotides long. RefSeq lists its product as uncharacterized. Bases 1 to 321 code for a protein of 106 amino acids. The record is from RefSeq and is a predicted model, not a curated record. Lineage: Eukaryota; Metazoa; Arthropoda; Insecta; Diptera; Drosophilidae. The transcript is spliced from 2 exons.
AUGAAUAACAACUUGUUAGCACUAUGUGCUUUGCUGGUCGUGGCAGUUUUAGGACGCAAACAUUUUCGCAAUGAUAAUCACUACCAAGUUGUGGGCGUAGAGUGUAAGGAAAAUGAGGCAGUCAGCUGCCUGAUGAUUGAAUGUCCGACUGGCAGCUUUUGCCCGGCGGAAAACUUUUGCUACAACCCCAAAUGCGUUUGCCGCAAAGGAUUUCGACGAGUUGGUGGUGUCUGUGUGCCAAAACACAAUCCUCUGCAUCUGAACAAAGCCACAUUGGAGUCAGCUUUACUAAAAAUUCCCUAUCGAGAGAUUCUCUAUUGAGACUUACAGCUUCUAAUAUGUAUAUUGAGUAAAUUUAAACAUAUUGUAUUUUAAGUUUAAGAUAGAUAAUCAAAAUUCUUA